UUCUCGUCAGCGUGUAUUUAAUGACAGCGAUUCCUUCUGUCAAACUCACAAACUGUCAAAGAAAAGUGGUGACAGUCGAAUCACCACGGUAAAAUUUCAUUAAAAUAACUUAAAAAACAAACAGCAAAAAUGGGGCGAAAUUGCAGCGCAAAAAAUUGUCAAAAAAACGACGCAAGAAAUGUGAACACCUCUUUUUUCAAAUUUCCCGACGACGUGACGCUUUGCGCGAAAUGGAUAGAAUUUUGCGCCUCGCCCCAGCUCACGGCGGCAUUCAACGCCUCGGGACCGUACGGAAUCCGUGGGCGGAAGAUAUGUUCCGAUCACUUUACGCGUGACUCUUUUCGCGCUCCGCUGAAUACGCAUCAAGGUCUGAAGUACGGCGCCGUUCCCCGGUUGAACACCAACGAGGAGGAAUAUUUGGAUGUUGAGUACCUGGAGGAUUCAGAAACAACCGAUGUCACGACCAAAGUCGAUACGGCGAUGACUACAUCCAAGAGGAAAAAAGUCGAGAAGCGAUACUACGUGCAGGGCAGACACGACCUCUUUGAGGUUUUGAUUCUUGAGGAUCCGCAAGAAAUGGACAAUGAAAGCUGA
Molecule: messenger RNA, 594 nt
Organism: Culex pipiens pallens (northern house mosquito)
Lineage: Eukaryota; Metazoa; Arthropoda; Insecta; Diptera; Culicidae
Exons: 2
Coding region: 130-594 (154 amino acids)
Molecular function (GO): sequence-specific DNA binding
Source: RefSeq, a predicted model, not a curated record